Molecule: messenger RNA, 1053 nt
Organism: Equus quagga
Lineage: Eukaryota; Metazoa; Chordata; Mammalia; Perissodactyla; Equidae
Product: granzyme H-like
Exons: 8
Coding region: 1-1053 (350 amino acids)
Biological process (GO): proteolysis
Cellular component (GO): intracellular membrane-bounded organelle; cytoplasm
Molecular function (GO): serine-type endopeptidase activity
Source: RefSeq, a predicted model, not a curated record
AUGCAGGCACUCCUGCUCUUGUUGGCCUUUCUUCUGCACCACAAGCCUGGGACAGGAAUCAUCAUGAGAGGACAUGAGGGCAAGCCCCACUCAUACCCCUACAUGACUGUGAUUCAGGUUCUGGGUGAGGAGAAGCCCAAGAGGUGCGGCAGCAUCCUCGUGAGAAAGGACUUUGUUUUGAUGGCCGCUCACUGCAGGGGAAGCUCCAUCAGCAUGACCCUGGGAGUCAACAACUUCCAGAAGCGAGAGAGGACCCAGCAGGUCAUCCCCAUGAAAGAAGUCAUCUACCACCCAGACUUUAUUUGUGAGAAGUUCUCCAAUGACAUCAUGUUAAUAAAACUGGAGAGAAAGACCAAGUGGACUGCAGCUGUGAGGCCCCUCAUCCUGCCCAGAGGCAAGGCCCAGGUGAGGCCUGAACAGGUGUGCAGUGUGGUCUACUUGGGGCAACACUCAAUGGACACUUUAACAACUACUCUGCAGGAGGUGGAUCUGACCGUGCAGAAGGAUCAGGAGUGUGAAUCCCUAUUCCUCGACUAUUAUAGUGGGGCCACUCAGACUUGUCCUUUCCACAGUCACCAAGCUGAAACCUACACUGCAGGUUCCGAGAGCACAGAGAUAAGUACUGAAUGCUUCAUUCCAGGGAAGAUCAUUGGGGGCCAAGAGCUGGAGAAUAGAGCCACUGAACCCAGUCGUGAGGCCAGUGCUCUGCCUCGGAACCAGACAAGGCCAAGUCCUGCAGCCAAGUGCAUCAUGGCGGGCUGUGACCUGAUUUUCCCGUGUGGAAUUUGUGUGGGGAACCCAAGGAAGAGGAAGUCCACCUUCCUGGGGGACACUGGAGGUCUCCUGGUGUGUCACCAUGAGGCCCAGGGCAUCAUCUCCUAUGGAAAUAGGAUGGGGACUCCUCCAGCAGUCUUCAUCAGGGUUUCCAGCUUCCUGCCCUGGAUAAUGAGAACCAUGAGAAGCUUCAAAGACUGGCUUCAGACUAAGACCCCGCCUUUGAGUGACUCUUCUUUGGGACAGAGGCCAGCUGUGGGGGUUUUGCCAGAGCCUUAA